GCGACCAACUAUCCUCCAAAUUUAUCAUUUUCAAGGACGACGAAGCGCGCUACUACGGAAAUAAAGAAACGACUUUGUUCCCCAGACGCGAAGGCAUAACAAUGCAGGGCGACCGCUGGAGCCGCAAUUGUGGCAGUGGAGGCGUGGGGCACUCUGGCACGGUGAAUGAAUACAGGUCCGGCGUGCUCAUUGGGAACUUCGUCGAGAAUGCGGCGAAGACAACGGGCAGGAUGGGGGAGACCAUCCUCUCCCACACGGGGCCGGGAGCGCAGACCGGCAUUCCCACCACGACACAAAAGCGGAGCUACACAGCUGAGGGCAAGACGGGCGAGUACCUUGUCGAAGCAUCCACGCGCCACGAUCUGAACCAGCCGGGGGUGAAGGGCGAGCUGCUCACUCGGCACGGCCGCUUCGAUGAGCCACCCGUGCAAUGCCUAGGCACCACCUAUCAGCUCACGUACGGGCGCGCGGACGGCACCGACCGGCGCGUGCAGUCCUACCUGUGGCACGGCCGCAAGCAGGUCGACUACUUCGUGCCUCACUCCACAGGGGGUCCGUCCACGCUGAGCCUCACCGCGCGCAAGCAGCAGGAGUGGGGCACCCAGGGCGCCACGGACGCCUACCUCACAACCAAGAUGGCGGCCACGCAGCCGGCGGCGCUGGCGACGGCGGAGAACCCCACCCGCACCCAGACUCUGCGCCCCCUGGGCGACAGCGGCCUUAUGCCGCAGCCGGGCCAGAAGCCUAAGGGCUUUGCGCGUGACGAGCUGGACAAGCCUCAUCACCGCACCGGGCUUCGCGUCAACUACCGCUCCUAGGCGGACGUGCGGAUUAGCGGUCGUGCGGGUGUGAGGAUAGCUCUGAGAGCGAGGCGCUCGGGUGGGUGCGGACGCAGAUCCGAUCGCCCUGGGCAGCAGGCGGUUGUUCGGCGUCAGUGCUGCGGCUGAGGCGGCGGGGCGAGGCGAGCAGCAGCUGGGGAGCAGCAGCGCCCGCAUCUGGUGCCCGCGGCGGCGAGCAUGUAAGUGUUUUGUUGUGUCCAUCUGGGAUGCGGGCUCUGCCGCGGAAAUGUGAUAGCGGAUGCGAGAGGCCGCGUCGUUUGUGGCAGGGUCGGUCUAUCAUAGUGCUGGUACGGUCUGGCUGCGAAAUGUCAGCGUGUUUCACGUAGUUGCGCGAGGGUACUGCUGAGUGUAUGAUUCGUCCUUGAGUCAACCGUGCGAAGUGUACAGCGCACGGAAUAAGCGUGUGCUUGCCAGGGACAGUCAGCCAGAAGGCACGCAGGGGUCAUUAGCACUUAGGCGAAGUAGGCGGGAGAGUCCAGAGGCUGAGGCCCGGGCUCAGCUCUAGAGGUUUGCAGAUCGACACGAAAGCGGUAGGAUGUUAGCUGAGUCCAAUAUUCAUGGAGCUAUAGGAUGAGGAUUGUAUGGUCGUGCUGUCUAGCACAACGGGACCUGGCGGAGAGCACUGCGGCUGGGGAUAGGACGUUACCUGGAGAGGCGUGGUCCUAGACAGAUUUUGUGGUCUACCUUUGAUUGCUCAAGUGGUUGCUGGAAUGACUGUGCGGCGUACGUGUGUGAGCGGUACUGGCUGAAAGCAAGUGCAACAUUGCAUAUUUGCAUUGCGGGGCUUGUGACCGAAUAUUGCGGGACAAAGGAAUUCAUGACGGCUUGCACGGAAGUUGCAAACAGGGCGCUGCCCUGGUCUAGCGGCCGCCAAAUCCCACGCUUGGGCCUUGGGGUGUUGCUGGGGGCCCCGAGUGAUGCGCCAGUAAAGCCCGUUGUUACUUGU
Messenger RNA from Chlamydomonas reinhardtii, 1785 nucleotides. RefSeq lists its product as uncharacterized. Bases 102 to 818 code for a protein of 238 amino acids. The transcript has 6 exons. Lineage: Eukaryota; Viridiplantae; Chlorophyta; Chlorophyceae; Chlamydomonadales; Chlamydomonadaceae. The record is from RefSeq and is a predicted model, not a curated record.